Penicillium pulvis is the source of this 2865-nucleotide messenger RNA. RefSeq lists its product as uncharacterized. NCBI's taxonomy places the organism in Eukaryota, Fungi, Ascomycota, Eurotiomycetes, Eurotiales, Aspergillaceae. Gene Ontology annotation, molecular function: ADP binding; protein binding. The transcript is spliced from 7 exons. The coding region runs from base 1 to 2865 and encodes 954 amino acids. The record is from RefSeq and is a predicted model, not a curated record.
AUGAAUCCACAGAACAGAGGUUACGAGCAGGUCUGGCAGGAGGCGAUGAAACAAUGCCGCGUUGUCCUGGGGGACGACGAUUACAAUGUCAUCACCGAGUUUAAUAGCCCCGACCAAUUGAAGGACGCUAUAUCGCAGCUUAAAUUUACGUAUAGCACCGAUAGCAGCAUAGUCCUGGUGUUGAGCCGUAUGCUGCCACAGCUCCAGGGCCUGAAUACCUUCAUCACUGUCAUCCUACUUUCCAUCGGGCCCAAUAAUCUCACGUUAGCCUGCAUCUGGGGGGCCAUUAAUCUUCUCAUCCAACUUGCAAGUCAAUCCGAACGGGCCUUAAAUGAAAUUGUGACUCUUCUUGGCGGCAUCCAGAAAAGCCUGACUUUAUUCGAUCUAUAUGCCAAAGAUGUUAAACUUGAUGCCGCAUUCUUAGAUGCUGUAUUUGAUAUCUUGGUGGAAUUGAUGACAUGUUCCGCUCUUGCUAUCAGACACUUUCGGAUGCAUGUUGGUAAUUUCCAGCCGCGAAAUGCUGCUUGGGACAAAAUUCGUGGUCAAUUCACCAAGGUGUUAACUGAUAUUGCGGACAAGGCAGAAUUCCUUAGAAGCAUUUCAGAAGCACAAAGUAUCAAAGGCCUGAAUCAAUCAUACGCAGAAGUGGCUCAGAAGCUCGAAGACCUUACGUUCAUGCAAGCAAAACUUGCCAAAAAUACCGUUUCGCUUCCUUGUCAGACUCUACCCUUUUCACGGAAUCCGAGCUUCUAUGGGCGCACUGAAAUCCUCAAGCAAAUCACUGAUGCUCUAGCUACUGAGUCUGGUAGUGCAGAGGUUAGGUCAGUUGCGCUCUGGGGAACUGGUGGGAUUGGUAAGACUCAGAUCGCGCUGGAAUAUGCUUUUCAACAAGUAUCUACAGGCUGUCAGAUAGUGCUGUGGAUCGCAUGCGAGAAAGAAACCGAAAUAGCCAACUCCUUCAACAAAGCUGCCCAGAAGCUUCAACUACCAGGUGUGCUACGGUCUAACACCCCGGAUCGGAAUCGAGAUCUCGUCCUCGAAUACCUCCAGAAGACUGAUGUCAAAUGGCUUCUUGUUUUCGAUAAUGUCGAAGGUGCCACAGAAAUCCAGAAAAUCUGGCCCGCGCACGGGCAUGGCAGUAUCGUUGUUACAUGUAGGAGUGAGUUUGUUGUUGAGGCAUUGGUGAAUGAUUCGAUGGAGAUCCCCAUGUUUUCCAAAGAAGAAGGGCGUGAUUUCAUACUGAGCAGCUCUGGACAGAAGAAGAACGUGAGUCCUGCAGAUUUGGAAUCAGCUCUGACAUUGUCAAACAUGUUGGGCGGACUCGCGCUCGCACUCGAGUUGGUUGGGAAACAGGCCAAGAUUCGACGUAAAACACUUGCUCAAUUUAUGCCUUUUUACAACGAGAAUCGCGCAAUGCUUCACAAGCAACCAAAAACCGGUAUCAAAAAUCCAUACUAUCAGAAAGACCUUGAAAGUGUCUGGAAAAAUUCUUUCGAUGUCCUGACAGACCCUGCGUCACGCCUUAUGAUGCUCUUCGGUUUUUUGGCCCCAACAGACAUCCCCGAGCGUAUACUUUCAGAAGGAAAGAAUCUCCCCACAGAGUAUAGCUUUCUAAACCAGAUGAACCAAUAUGAUGAAGCCAAAUUAGAGCUAGCUGAUUUGUCGCUGAUAUCACUAAAUGGAGAGGCAUCGUUGAUUUCUGUACAUCGUCUGAUCCAACAAGCUUACAUAAAUCGAAUGAGUGAAGAUGAUUAUAAGGCGACUUUUAAAGUCGUGGUCGAUUUACUCCAAGGCUCAUUUUCUCGAGAUGCUGGGCGCCACUUGUACACCCGUUGGGAGCUCUGUUCGAGCCUGAUCCAGCAUGUGCAAGCAUUUGCCGAAAUGUAUGACUCGCUUGGCGGGCCCGAUCUUUUCCAGUCUUAUGAGCCGCUGACAUAUCUCAUUCAAAAUGCUGCCUGGUACCUUCAAGAAACUGGCGCUUUUAAGGCCAGUGAGAGACUGAUCAAUGUUGCCUUCUCAAACUGCGUUGAUAGAAAUUCGAUGGCAUACGCGGACUUGAUCGAUACAGCGGGCACAAUUCAUGAUCGCCAGGGCCAUGCGGGCCUCGCCCUUUCAUACUUCGAGGAUUCCUUGAAGAUUCAUGAAGCAAAAUCUCCUCCGGGAAGUGUCCAGCUUUCGAAUGCAUAUAGUGCCGUUGGUGUUGAGCUUACUGCAUCCUGGAGACCUUUAGAUGCACUCGAAUUCGCGAACAAAGCAAUUUCGGGCUCUCCUAGCGAGCAUGCUCAGAAGCUCAAGCUCAACCCUGACCGGUAUCUGCGCAACAGAGGUCGGUCUUACUAUGUAGCUGAGAAGUACGAGGACGCCAAAGCCGAUUUUAAAGAGGCCGAGUAUUGGCAGACAUUGAUUCACGGAGAAAAUAGUCAUUAUCACGGAGAGACUGCCUACAUGUUCGGCAAAGUCGCUGCAGCAGAGGGUGAGCUUGACGAGGCAUACGGCUUCCUCCAGAGAGCAGUCGACCUAAUGGCAGAAGGAAAGCCAACUCACAUAAGCGUCGGCGCGGCACGUUUUCAGCAGGGCUGUGUGCGCAUGCGUCAAGGUCAAGAUGCAGAGGCUCUGCGAUUGUUUAGGGAUGCCUUGACUAUUUGUCAGACGAAUGAGGGAGGAAAGGGUACGCAGGCGGAUUCGGCAAGGGUCAAGUGGCGAAUGUCCCAGGUCAUGGAACGCGAGGGAAGGGAGGCUGAAGCAAAGGCAUAUCGUGAAGCUGCUGAAAAAUCCAAGAUAGAGCUACUUGCUACUGGUCUCUUCGCCCAGGGCUCUGGCGAGGAGCAAAAUUAUGAUAGUUUGAUUGGGUUGCUUUAUCGGUGA